Molecule: messenger RNA, 3728 nt
Organism: Vitis riparia (riverbank grape)
Lineage: Eukaryota; Viridiplantae; Streptophyta; Magnoliopsida; Vitales; Vitaceae
Exons: 14
Coding region: 394-3468 (1024 amino acids)
Molecular function (GO): glycosyltransferase activity
Source: RefSeq, a predicted model, not a curated record
UCUCUAGCAAUCUUCACUCUUUUUCUCCCUUAUCUAAAACUUUUUUAUUUUUUGUAUUUUUUUUUUCAAUUUUCAGUUGACAAAUUUGUUGAAAUUCCAUCCAAGUCCCAAUCGUUGACAAUCCACGACCACCGCAUCCACGUCAGAGCUCUGUGCUUUUUGGUGUUCUUCUUCUCUCUCUAGCUGUGCUUUUGCACUAUUCACAAGCAUCUUGAUUUUUGGCGUUGAUUUCACAUCUGGGUUCCAGUCGUAGUGGUGGAGUGCGGGACUGGAAAAAGGGUAUUUUGAGUGUUGGGGAAGUCUCCUAUUUUUGAUCUUGAUUUGUCGGUUGGUGUUUUUUUUUUUUUUUUUUUUAGGGAAGCUUUUUCUGUGUUUUACUUUAUGGGUCUGUAAAUGGGUUCUCUGGAAAAUGGGGUUCCGGUGAAGAGAGACCCUCUUCUUCGCUCUUCGUCGAACAAAGGCUCGGCUUUUCAGAGACCCAUUGUGAGAUUUUCAAGGUUUUUGUUCUUCAGGAAGCUAGAUUACCUCCAAUGGGUGUGCACAGUGGCGGUGUUCUGCUUCUUUGUGGUUCUAUUCCAGAUGUUUUUGCCGGGUUUGAUAAUGGAAAAAUCAGGGGAGUCAUUGAAAAAUAUGGAGAAUGGUUAUGGGGAUUUGAGUUUUAUCAAGAAUAUUGGUGGGUUAGAUUUUGGGGAAGGUAUUAGAUUUGAGCCAUCAAAGCUCCUUCAGAAGUUUCAGAAGGAGGCUGAUGAGGUAAAUCUCUCUUCUGCUUCAAGGCUACGACACCGUUUUGGAUACAGAAAGCCCCAGCUUGCUCUGGUUUUCCCGGAUCUGUUGGUUGAUCCACAGCAAUUACUGAUGGUGACUGUGGCAUCCGCAUUGCUGGAAAUGGGGUACACUAUUCAGGUGUAUUCACUUGAAGAUGGUCCUGUAAAUGCCAUUUGGAGAAAUGUAGGAUUUCCAGUCACAAUUAUCAGAAGCAAUGCCAAGUCAGCGGCUGUUGUAGACUGGCUAAAUUAUGAUGGCAUAAUUGUGAAUUCUCUUGAAGCCAGGGGUGUUGUUUCUUGUUUUGUGCAGGAACCUUUCAAGUCUUUACCACUUAUAUGGACCAUCCCUGAAGGGACACUUGCUACACGUUUGAGACAAUACAAUUUGACUGGCAAGAUUGAGCUUGUAAAUGAUUGGAAAAAAGUCUUCAAUCGUGCUACUGCUGUUGUCUUUCCAAAUUAUGUCCUGCCGAUGAUUUACUCCACAUUUGAUUCUGGAAAUUAUUUUGUUAUUCCGGGUUCUCCUGCUCAAGCAUGGGAAGUGGAUAACUUCAUGGCAUCACAUAGAGAUAGCCCACGUGUCAAGAUGGGUUAUGGACCUGAUGACUUUGUUAUUGCACUUGUCAGAAGCCAAUUUUUGUACAAAGGUUUGUGGUUGGAGCAUGCCCUCAUUUUACAGGCUUUAUUGCCACUUGUUGCGGAGUUUCCAGUUGACAAUAAUUCCAACUCUCAUCUCAAAAUCCUUAUCACAAGUGGAAAUUCAGCUAAUAACUACAGUGUGGCUGUGGAGGCCAUUGCUCUUAAUUUACGAUAUCCAAAGGGUGUUGUGAAGUACAUAGCCAUUGAUGUGGGGGAAGCAGACAAUGUUCUAGCUGCUGCUGAUAUAGUGAUAUAUGGAUCCUUCCUAGAAGAGCAAUCAUUUCCAGACAUUUUGAUAAAAGCCAUGAGCUUUGGGAAACUGAUCAUAGCUCCAGAUCUCUCCAUUAUCAAGAAAUACGUUGAUGACAGGGUAAACGGCUAUCUUUUCCCAAAGGAGAAAAUUAGUGUUCUGACACAGGUCAUAUUGCAAAUGAUCUCUGAAGGGAAAUUAUCACCGUUAGUUCAUAAUAUUGCAUCACUUGGAAAAAGCACUGCAAAGAACCUGAUGGUUAUGGAAACUGUUGAAGGGUAUGCUUCACUGCUUGAAAAUCUCCUUAAGUUCCCAUCUGAAGUUGCAUCUCCCAAGGCUGUGACAGAAAUCCCUCCCAAAUUGAAAGAGGAAUGGCAAUGGAAUCUAUUUGCAGCAAGUGGACAUUCAACAUAUACAAAUAGAACUUCAAGAAGUCACAGAUUCUUAGACAAGUUUGAGGAGCAGUGGAGCCAAUCUCAAACAGGGGGUUCUGUGACUACAGAUGAAUCAUUCCCAUAUAGUAUCUGGGAGGAGGAGAAAUUAAUUGGAAUUGCUAAUGCUAAAAAGAGAAGAGAGGAGGAUGAGUUGAAGGAUAGAACCGAUCAACCUCGUGGAUCAUGGGAGGACGUAUAUCGAAGUGCCAAAAGGGCUGAUCGGGCAAAGAAUGAUUUGCAUGAAAGAGACGACGGGGAGCUUGAAAGGACAGGUCAACCGUUGUGCAUUUAUGAGCCUUACUUUGGGGAAGGAACUUGGCCUUUUUUGCAUGCUACUUCACUUUAUCGAGGAAUUGGGCUGUCCACCAAAGGUCGUAGACGCGAAGCUGAUGAUAUUGAUGCACCUUCUCGCCUUCCACUUCUUAACAACCCUUACUACCGAGAUGCCCUUGGAGAGUAUGGGGCCUUUUUUGCAAUAGCUAACAGAGUUGACCGUAUUCACAGAAAUGCUUGGAUAGGUUUUCAAUCUUGGAGGGCAACAGCAAGGAAUGCAUCAUUGUCUAAGAUAGCUGAAACUGCACUGUUAAAUGCUAUCCAAGCACGAAAGCAUGGGGACACACUCUACUUCUGGGUUCGCAUGGACAUGGAUCCUCGAAACCCUUCACAACUGGAUUUUUGGUCAUUUUGUGAUGCUAUAAAUGCUGGAAAUUGCAAGUUUGCUUUCUCAGAGGCUCUUAAGAAGAUGUAUGGCAUAAAGCGAGAUUGGGAUUCCUUACCACCUAUGCCUGUAGAUGGAGAUACAUGGUCUGUCAUGCAGAGCUGGGCUUUGCCAACCCGAUCCUUCCUAGAGUUUGUAAUGUUCUCAAGGAUGUUUGUGGAUGCAUUGGAUGCACAGAUAUACAAUGACCACCAUCAAAGAGGGCACUGCUAUCUGAGUUUGUCCAAGGACAAGCAUUGCUACUCUCGGGUGCUUGAGUUACUCAUAAACGUUUGGGCAUAUCAUGGUGCAAAGCGAAUGGUGUACGUGAAUCCUAAGACAGGCGAGAUGCAUGAACACCAUAAAUUGAAGAAUCGUAGAGGUCAUAUGUGGGUAAAAUGGUUCUCAUACGCCACCCUAAAGAGCAUGGAUGAGGACUUGGCUGAGGAGUCAGAUGAUGACCACCCCAUGAGACGGUGGUUGUGGCCCUCAACAGGUGAGGUCUUCUGGCAAGGUAUAUACUUGAGAGAGAGGAAUCAGAGACUACAGCAAAAAGAGAAGAGAAGGCAACAAAGCAAAGACAAACUCUCGAGGAUGAGAAGACGAUCCCACCAAAAAGUAAUAGGCAAGUAUGUGAAGCCUCCACCUGAAGACGUGGAAAAUUCAAACUCAACAACGGUAUAGAAAUUGGUGUUAUGGGGUUUGUUGACCCUUGAAAGCUAGAGUCUAGUUUGAUCAUUCUUUUCUUCUUCAUAUUUAACCUUCUUUUAUUCCUUGAUUUUUGUCAAAAGGAUGCAUAGAUUCGUAUUCCAUUCUGUAUGUGAGGGCUUUGUAUGUAACAACUGCAUCCUUCUGGUCACGAGGGCUUUUGAAUGCUUCAAAUAUGCAAAAUGUAUACUAGUGUUUUUCCCAUUCUGUGCCAAUUUCUUCUGAAUUCACUGGUU